AAGUAUGGAUUUAAAUCAUCGACUUAUUGAGGCUGUACGACAGUGUCCGCUACUCUACAAAAACAACGUAACCCUAUCAGACCGCAAAUGUGGUUGGCAACAAAUAGCAGAGCAAAUGAAGAUGCGAGAGGCACUUCUGAAAACGCGGUGGCACUUUCUACGUGAACAUUACAAACGCACCACCUUGACGGAAAGUCAACUAAACUCGAGCCAUUUUCCCUACAAAAAAGAAAUGGAGUUCCUAUUGCCAUAUUUGCGUCCGUCACCUAAAGGAGAACAACGAAAUGAAGGUGAACCUUUGCCAGUAAACAUAAUUAAACCAGAAUUUGUUAUAACCGAAAAAGAUCUGGAGAAUGAUAGUGGCAAUGAAGAGUAUGUAUUUCUCGAAGUAGAAGCGCUUGGCUCGGAGUAUGAAACGACCAACGAAGAUGCUCAGCAAAUAAGUGAAAGUGAGCUACGAAAAGAGCUGCAAGAGGAGCUACGAAAAGAGCUGCAAGAAGAUCAACAGGAGGAGGGACAGCAACAGCACGAAGAAGAUGAAAGUGAAGACCUUGGACACCUUGAAUUGGAAGUACAUAUCAAACAAGAGAAACUAGACGAAAUGCCAACGCACAAUGACAAUCCAAAAAUAAUAUUUGUAAAAGAGAAUAGCCAUGAGAAAAUGGAAGCCACUUGCAACAGAAACGGUUCGAAAGAGGACGAAUCAGUGCGAUGUCAAAUACAAGAUGCUGUCGAGGAAAAAAAAGAUAAUAGGGUUGAAGUAAGGGAGGGUGAUAGCAGUAGUGAUAAUCUUGGUGCUGACUGUGUUAAAAAUGAAAAUAACGCUAGUCGAAAUAGCACAUCUGAGGAACGCUGCGAAGAUGCUAUCUUUGGUGAAUUAGUCUCAGCCAUGCUCAAAAAAAUGCCAGCAGAAAAGAAACGCAAUAUCAAGCGGGACAUUAUGAACUUGUUGUUGACAUAAGCGAUAUUAACAGGCGGCACACAAUCAUUUUAUAGGCAUUUAACUUUAAGUUAUUAAAAAAAAUAUACCCUAAAAUAUGUAGUAGAAAUAUGUAGCUUCAAAAAGCAGACUUGUAGGUGUAAUGUGUAUCAACUAUAUAUUUAAACUCAAUUUUAUAUGUUCACAUAAAAUAUAUUUCAUAUUCAUCCAC
This is a messenger RNA of Ceratitis capitata (Mediterranean fruit fly), 1151 nucleotides long. Its product is annotated as aspartic and glutamic acid-rich protein. The record is from RefSeq and is a predicted model, not a curated record. The coding region runs from base 5 to 961 and encodes 318 amino acids. Lineage: Eukaryota; Metazoa; Arthropoda; Insecta; Diptera; Tephritidae. The transcript has 2 exons.